Solanum pennellii is the source of this 1668-nucleotide messenger RNA. RefSeq lists its product as uncharacterized. The record is from RefSeq and is a predicted model, not a curated record. The coding region runs from base 1 to 1668 and encodes 555 amino acids. The transcript has 3 exons. Lineage: Eukaryota; Viridiplantae; Streptophyta; Magnoliopsida; Solanales; Solanaceae.
AUGGCAGCACCACCUACCCCACAAGAGGGAGCUUCACAAACACGACCACCACUGUUUAAUGGCAAAUAUUAUGGAUGGUGGAAAAAUCGUAUGAUGGACCAUCUUAUUGGCGAAAACCCUGAUCUGUGGGGAGUAAUUCUAGAUGGCCCAACCAUACCUAUGAAAACAGCAACUGAUGGAAUCACCAAAAUCCCAAAGGAAAGAAAGGAAUGGAAUGUUGAAGACAAGCUUGCAAUUCAAAACAAUGCCAAAGCCAAGAAAAUUCUGAUAUGUGGCAUAGGACCAGACGAAUAUAAUCGAAUCUCGUCAUGUCAAGAUGCCAAAGCCAUAUGGGAAACACUGCAGACAGCUCAUGAGGGAACAACACAAGUCAAGAAAUCUAAGAUUGAUAACUUGAACAGGCAAUAUGAGCUGUUCAGGAUGGCAGAAGGAGAGACUAUUCAAGACAUGCACACCAGGUUCACCUCCAUCAUCAAUGAGAUGUACUCUUUAGGAGAGAUAGUGCCUAACGGAAAAGCAGUAAGGAAACUCUUGAGUGUCCUUCCUGAAACUUGGGAAAGCAAAGUCGAGGCUAUCACUGAAGCCCGCGACCUAGACUCACUGGGAAUGGAUGAGUUAAUUGAUGAAAAUAUUGCCCUCAUAACCAAAAGGUUCACUAGAAUGCUAAAGAGAGGGCAGACCUUUCAAAAGAAAGCUUUUCAAAAACCAUCUGAAAACACUAAAGACCAGGUUUGUCAUAAGUGUGGGAGUCCAGAUCACUUCAUCAAAUUCUGUCCACUUUGGGCCGUAGAGCAGAAAAUAGUAAACUUUGAGAAAGGGAAAGACAUCAAAAAGGAUAAGUUUGUCCCCUCAAACAAAAGAAUGACAACUCAAGAGGCAGACAUGUCAAUGAAGAGGGCUUUUGCAGCAAUGGGGAGUUCAUCUGAUGAAGAGUUUGAGGGUGAUGAGACAGAAAACCAGUCUCUUCUUGCACUAGAACAAGAAGAUGAUUAUGACUUUCUUGCCCUUGUAGCAGUGGAAACCAAGGAAGAAAGGGAAACUUGCAGAUCACAAGAAACCAUACUAGCACUCAUGGCUGGAUCAGAUUCUGAAGAGGAAAAAGAAGAAGAAGACAUAAAUGAAAAGAGGAAGCAGCAGCAAUGGUACUUGGAUAGUGCAUGCUCAAGACACAUGACUGGAGAUAAAAGAAGCUUCCUCUCACUCAAGAACAUCAAAGGAGGAAACGUUGCCUUUGGUAAUGGUAAAAGUGGUGAAAUUAAGGGAAUUGGAAAGGUUGGAUCAAUGGAUACUCAUGCAAUUGAGAACGUAUAUUAUGUGAAUGGCCUACAACAUAAUCUUUUGAGCGUAUCUCAAAUAUGUGAUAAAGGAAACAACGUUCUCUUUACAGAAAAAGAAUGCAGAGUAACAAACUCAGUGACUGGAAACCUGGUUCUACUAGGAAAGAGACACAAGAAUGUGUACAAAGUCAAGACUGUUGACUCCAAGGAAGAUAAUCUUAAAUGUCUAAGUGCAGUCUCAGAUUGCUCCAUGCUAUGGCACAAAAAAAUGGGACACAUUAGCAUGACAACUAUAAACAAGCUCAUAUCUAAAGACCUGGUUAGGACUGCCAACCAAAAGUUUCAAGGACAACCAAGUAUGUGGAACCUGCAUUCAAGGAAAACAUGUUAG